Molecule: messenger RNA, 180 nt
Organism: Heterobasidion irregulare TC 32-1
Lineage: Eukaryota; Fungi; Basidiomycota; Agaricomycetes; Russulales; Bondarzewiaceae
Exons: 1
Coding region: 1-180 (59 amino acids)
Source: RefSeq, a predicted model, not a curated record
AUGGGCACGGACACGGGCACGGACACGCAGAUCAUAUCAUAUCAUAUCAUCUCCAUAUCACUCUCAUCUGACCCUCAUAUACGGGCCUGCGGUAUUUAUUUCUCUCCCGUCGAUCUUCUCUCGCAUCGUCAUUGCGUUUCUUUGGCUGUGCACUCCGUCGUAUAUCUAUAUCUCUUCUAG